GCUAAUUAGAGUACUAUUUGGCAAAGGAGGGAGUACUAGUACUAGUCUACUAAAUAAGGUUAAUCAUGAUUAUAAAGCAAAGAUAAAACGGUAAUAAGAAGCAGUAAUUGAAUACUAACUUGCUUUGCUGGCGGUGCUGGCGUCUUUGCCUGCUGAAACAACAAAGUCUGCCCAUUUCUUCCUCUCUUAUUUUUCCCCCUUCUCUCGGCGCAGCACUACGCAAUCAUCUCCAAAACUGCCCGUGCGCAUAAUAUGCGUUUCCAAGUGUCUUGUAGUCCUGAGCCUGUCUCUUUCAUCACUUCAGUUAAUUACAUUGGAAAAGGACUUCGGUGGGCAAGAUUCGCAGGGUAGGUUUGUGUUUUUACAUCGUCAGCACUGGAGGAUGAAGUUUUAAAUCAUCGUUUGGAUUAGAAUUUGAGGAAUAUUCGAAGCUAAAGCGACAGAAUACCUUAUGCCUUUGCUGGUUUAGGAAAAGGAUAGUAUGGACUUGCAUGGUAAUACUCCUCAGGUGGAGCAUGGAAGGUUUGAACAGAUACUUAACCAGUUUCUUCUUAAGAGCUUACACAUUAUAUUGGACUCUAGGGUUCCUUCGAUCCGGAUGCCCUUGUCCCGACAACAACGUGGUGGAGAGCUCAAAAAGAGUGAUAAGUGGUUCAACUUAGCACUUGGGGACCGGCCUGCUGUAUUGGACAAUCUCAACUUUUGGCAUAGGAAUCUAAUGGAGCCGAUGAUUAUUGAUAUUAUACUUGUUCAAGACAAACCGUGUUCUUCUUCAUCUGAGAGUGGCUCACGUACCCCUACGUCUACUUCAGGGUUGGGGAAUACACUUGCGGAGACUGUUAUAGAGAGGUGGAUUGUUCAAUAUGAGCACCUGAGGACAGUGCCAAUGGCAAUGUCUCCUCAAUCUACUGGUGAUGUUUCGUACAAGAAACUCUAUAAGAAAUCGAUUAUACUUCUACGCUGCCUUUAUUCAAUGAUGAGGCUGCUUCCAGCUUAUAAGGCCUUUCGCAAGCUUUCUUCAUCAAGUCAGACCUGCGAAUUCGAUAUUAAUUACAAAGUUUCUGCAUACUGUGUUCCCUUUUCCAGAGCAGAGGAGGAUUUAAUGAAAACUUAUACCUUUACACCUGUAGAUGCACAACAGGGUCGAUUCUCCAUAUCUGUUACAUACCGGGAAAAUCUGUCGGAUUACAACCUGGAAUGUUCGACAUCUUUUCCACCAGAAAUCAUUGCUGAUUAUGUUGGUAGUCCUCUUGCCGAUCCUCUAAGGGCUUUUCCUUCCUCCUUGGAGAAAGGCUAUCAUCAUGGUGCAUCAUUGUUGUCAAGAGGGUCGCCGUUACGUUCUUCUACUACGCCCUCUCAGCGCCCGCACAGCUGGACUAGUGGGCUCCACCGUGGGGUUUCAUCUCCUCAAGGACAGCAGCAUAUGCCAGCAUCUCCCCCCCUGUAUCGUGUGACCUCAUAUGAGGGCUCACCUUCGGAUAUACAUGGGCCGAAGCAGCUACAGGAUUAUAGGUCGCCUGUUCACCAGAAAGCUCUAUACUUUGAACAUGAUUACCAGCUUUCCCCUCCAUUUUCACCAUCUCCUCCUACUUAUUUCCCCAGCAGCACUCCUCCUGUGCAGACUCGUAUGAGGUCAGAAACUGCACCUGUCAGUAUUCCACAUCAACCAAUCUUGGGGAGAGGUUCAAGAUAUCUUUCUCCGAAUUUGUCUGAUCCUAAUAGGAAUUCGCUUCCACCUCUAUCCCCUCGUUUCGUGAAGCAUGAAUCCUCGUCUCAGGAGUCUCCAUCCGGAGCCAGAUCAUUGAGGAGACCAGAAUCUUUGAGAUCUGGGGAGUCGAGUUAUGGGAUAACUAAUUUGGGUCAGAAAGUUUCAAGGGACGCAAAGGAAGAUUCGGGGCGGUUCUCUGGCUUAUUAUCUUCCAGCGAUUCACCACGUGUUGGUUUCUCGAGAAGUUCUAGUAGAUUAUCUUUUCAGGAUGACCUGGAUGAGUGUGAUUUUUCUUGUCCUUUCAUUGUUGAUGACGUUGAUACUUCUGAUUCCCAUGCCAGGUAUUUGCCGUCAUUUUAAAUAUAUUUUUCUUUCUUUUUUCUCCCUAUGUGUAACCUUUUGCCGUCAAGUUGAGCUGUAAAAUGAAAUUUCUGUUUGAUUCUUUAGUAUCUUCUAGAUUAACAUAUUUACCCAUUCGGCUAUGUUUCCUUGUUAGAGGAUUUGUUACAUCUCAGAAUAAUUGUAAUUUUAUAAAGAGGGUUAGGAAUUCAGCGGAAAUAGCUAUUUCGGGAUCUGCACUUACUAUCUAAAAUGACAUUGAAGGAAGAAAUUAUGAUUUCCAUAUUCAGCAUCGCUUGUAUGUUUUUUUCCCUCCCUAUCAAGUGUGUUGCAGAUGAUGCGGACAUAGUAAUGGAUUUGUAAGUUUGAAUCUCAACCAUCAAUGUAUUUGGAUCUAACAGCACUUUUAGACCAUGAAUUGUUUACCACUAGUUGCAUCAUCUAAAACACUCUUCAUGAGCCUUGGCACCACCUUACACAGUUUAUUAGGAUGUUAUCAGCAUCUAUUUGAUCAUGUGAAUUAGGUAUUUUUGAAUUUUGUAAGCUGUAAGUUAUUGCUUUUUGCUCAGAGGGUGAUGAUGUCAUACAUCACUUCCCUGUGGGUUAUGGAGAAUCGUUGCUUUGAGUUAAAUAUUGAAGGUCGAACUUUUGUCUUCGCAAUCUUGCUGAUAUGAUUAUGGUUCUCUGCCUGACCCUUUUAACAGUCACAAUUUUGAUCUCAGAGGAGGUGCCUCAGAAACCUCUAUGCGAGCAUAUUCAACUGCACGGCGAUCACAAGAUGCCGCGGUCGGUGCCCUUGUUCACAUGCUGCGAACAGCUCCUCCAUUGCGUCUGGACUCAAGUGGUUAUGCUUCUCGUUCUGAUUACCCCAGUGACAUGGGGAGCGGCGCUUCUUCCGGGUUCUUCCUCCCUCGAAAGACAUCUGAUGCAUUGGAGGAGCUCAAGGUUUACAAAGAAAUGAAGGAAUUGCUGCUUUCCAAGAGUGCAACGAGGGAAGUUGCAGCCAAGGAAGGAGCUGCGCCUUCUGGCUAAUUUUUUCAUGCUGCUUUCCAUACAUUUGGCUGUAUCAGAUAGGAUGGUGUGACUGAGUUCAAGUAGGAUAAAUCAGAAAAAAUGUUUAGCCAAAUUAUGCGCAAGAUUUUAACUUUUCUCUAAUCGUGAUUGGAAUUCAGUGAGAUAAAAUGUGGAUGCAGGACAGAGAGGAGGGAAAGCUGAUGACAGUAUUCCGAUGGAGAAGUUAAGGACUUUCUGAUUAUCCAAUUGAACAAAAAUUGUAAAUAUGAUGAACAGAAGCUAUUCUAUAUCGGUGUUCUUGUAUACAUAUCCCUUUUUAGAUAGCUCAACAGUCAUAAUUUUAUGUUUGUUAGUUUUGCUGAGAGCAAAGUUCUGAUAUGCUGUUGUUAUAUUUUCGCUUCUUCUACCUGAACUUUCCUCUUAUGGAAGCAAUCAAGAUGAACUCUGAGAAAACUGUUAAAUCAAGAUCUCUUAAACUGAUACCUAAGGCCUCGACCGUUGACAAAAGACAAGUUGAGGCCGUAUUGGUAGUUUUAGAAAAGUUAAGGGGUG
This is a messenger RNA of Oldenlandia corymbosa var. corymbosa, 3613 nucleotides long. The record is from the annotation of a GenBank genome assembly. NCBI's taxonomy places the organism in Eukaryota, Viridiplantae, Streptophyta, Magnoliopsida, Gentianales, Rubiaceae.